GAGCCGUGCGCAGCGCAGCGGCGGCGAGCAGCCACGUUGACAAGUGAGGGCACCCGGAGGAGUGCUUUUGCAUUUGAGCGACUCGUCGCCAGCUUUUGCUGCUGGAGCAUCGAUUGCUGUGUUUGUGGCAGCAGCUCCAGAGCAAAAUGUCUUCACCGCCUAAAGACAAAACAGAGACCCGUGCUGGACACCCGCCUGCUGUCAAAGCUGGUGGAAUGAGAAUUGUGCAGAAACACCCACAUGCUCCAGAGGCCAAAGAGGAAAAAGACAAGGAUGAGCAGGAUUGGGAAAGCGGCACCAGUCCACCUAAACCAACAGUCUUCAUUUCUGGAGUCAUUGCAAGGGGUGAUAAAGACUUCCCGCCAGCUGCAGCCCAGGUGGCUCAUCAAAAACCACAUCCCUCUGUUGAGAAACAUCCUCACCCACAACAUGUUAACCAGCACAUCCACCAGCCUCGCAAAUGAAUCACCUGUCCAAGACCAGCCAUAGGAUGUAAAAAAAUUGCGGAUGGAAAAAUUAAGAGAUUUGUGCUACUAGAUCUUUUAAACUUGGUAUCUCAUGCUUUUGCCUUAAUUGCCUAUGGUUUGAAUGGUUUAAUAAAUGUGGGAGGGAGAGAAGAAAGGGAAGAAUUUUCACUUCCAUAACCCCAGCUGAAAAACAUGCUCCUAUGUACUGCCAAUCAAAAAUGUUAUGGUCAUAGAAAUGUAACCGAGUGGGGAUAGUUUAGAUCAAACAAUUCCUUUAGUUAUUUUAAACUUUUUCCAUUCCUAGAUUCUGGCACGACAGGAAUAUGUAAGAUGGGAGGUAGUACUGGCUUUUACUUUUCUCCUGCCCUUUUUAAAACAUGUGUGUCAGACCUUUAUGGCAUCAUUGUGAUCUCUUUUUAAUUUUUCUUCUUAAAUAUGUUUGAGGAAGGACAGCUGCUUAAUAAAAAUAAUAAUAAUCAAAGAUAUGAAAGGACCAGAUUUUUCUCAGUUGGGUAGAGAUGUCUUGCAAGAUGUGGAGCUUUAGGGGAUUUAUGCCAUAGCUCUGGCAACCUAGCCAAAGAUUAACCAGCCAGUUGGCCUAGUGGCUUAUCAGGGGUCUCUGUAUUUUUUCCCCAAAAUAACAGAGCAAUAAGAGAAAAUCAUCUAAUUUAAAUGGUAAGACUAGGUAUCUGCAUGCUACUGAGCUUUCUAGAUACUUAUGAAGGACUGGAACUUGUCCUCAAAACAGGUUUUAAACAUACAGAAAUAGCACAUGGUAGAAUCCUUCCUAGAUAUAUAACUUGCUGGGAUAUAUUGGAAUGCUUUACUCUGUAAAGAACUCCCUGUACAUGGAAAGCUACCUUGCCAAAUUUAGCUAAAACUCUUCUUCGUAGCACGCUAGCUUUCUGCCUGCAUGGAGUUCUUGCAUGGACCAUCGGUGAACAUUCAAAGAUAAAAUGCCUCACCUAUGAUCUGAAGACCAGAAACAACUGCACCGUGUACUAUUUCUGCAGGCUUGAUUCAGCUGUACAUUGACAACUUAAGUUCUGUAUUAUGUUAAUGUGGUAAUGUCUGGAGUAAUUCGUACCCAUAGACAAUAAUUUGUACUUGCCCUUUUAAUCACAGCAAGCAGAAUAAAUUGAAGAGAAUGGCCAUCAACCAGUUCUAGUGUACAAGAAGUGGCCCAAGAUGGAGAUGUGUGUUCCUGUAUACAUCAGUUCAAUAGGCACUACGUGAUGCACAUCUGGAUGUGUGCAUCAGCAGGAGGAUUUUCCCUGUUGUAUUGAGGAAAGAUAUAAAAAACGAUAUUUUAACUAAGAUCUUCUAAUUAGUGAAAGCUAGUUCUGGUCAUGCAUACAAAAUUGUAUUACAGCUGUGUAAUUUAGAAUUACUUCUAUAUGCCCAGGUUUUACUUGCAUCUUAUAGGUACUUUAAUUUAUAAAUGAUUGAAGUACACUAAAUCUUCUUUUUUACAAUCUAUAAACUACAAAGGAUUUUAAUAACUUUCAGAAAAGUUGACUGCUAAUAACUCAUUGUUGCAACUGCCCUUCUGGCAAACCAUGGAAAAGUUCCAUUCAUUUUGGGCUUUGGAGAAUCAUUUAUUUUUAAUGACAAAUAACAUGAGAAAUGGCAAAAAGAGAGAGUUUCAGUAAUUAAAACAACCAUUGAAAUAUUGCUAAAUAAAAAUGUUUAAUUAUUUUA
Elgaria multicarinata webbii is the source of this 2168-nucleotide messenger RNA. RefSeq names its product death associated protein (gene DAP). The transcript has 4 exons. The record is from RefSeq and is a predicted model, not a curated record. Bases 147 to 464 code for a protein of 105 amino acids. NCBI's taxonomy places the organism in Eukaryota, Metazoa, Chordata, Lepidosauria, Squamata, Anguidae. Gene Ontology annotation, molecular function: death domain binding. Gene Ontology annotation, biological process: cellular response to amino acid starvation; negative regulation of autophagy; apoptotic signaling pathway.